UAUGCUACAUACAUAUAAAUGUAAACGCACAUAUUUAAUAUUAGCAUAGAGUUGUCAUCCAAACCCCCCUGGCAACCGACGUGCUGGCCCCUACAGCAAUAGCAACGGCGAGAGAGCAGCAGCAGCAGUUACGAUACGAGUAAAUAUACAUAUGAGGAGGAGAACACAAUUAAAAAUACACCAAGAGCUCCAUUAGUGCCUGUCCCCAGCCACCCAGCGUCACGCAGUCACAAAUGGCUAUAUGGAAGUGCGCGUGCUAGAAGCGAAGCCACCACCUGCUGCUGUUGCUGCUUCGAGGGACGAGUGGUUCAGGGACUGGGACUAGGAUUAGGACUAGCACUACGGAUAUUGGCAUUGCCCCACCCAUCCAGACAGCUGCUUCAAACUGCGCCGGUGACGACGAGCAGUUGAGGGCAGUCGCAUCUGCCCCUGCCCUAGCCCUAGGACCUCUACCCGCCGAGUGGAGCAGCAGCAGCCAGCGGCCAGGAGAACAACAAACGACGACGCCGCCGCCGCAGCAGUGCAAUGAACGCCAGCCUCAUCUAUGAGAUACUCAUGUAUCUGAAUUCAUUCUAUUUCGGCAUGUACGCCGCCUUCGAGGUGGGCGUGGGCGUGCUGAAGGCAAUCAAUCUGAACUACGGCGAGAAUGUGUUGUCGCGGGAGGCGUCCAUACUGCUCUCGCUGUGCAUUAUUGAGACCCUACGCAUUGUCUUUGGCCGCAAGAGCAGUCUCAGCGAUCGUGGAUGGCAAGCAACCGCAUCCGUAAUAUUAACACUGCCCAGUCUUGCUAUUGUUAUAUAUUUGUGUUGUUUUCAAACCUAUGUUCUCAAACUCGAAAUGAUUCUGAGUGCCUUAAUGAUCACCCUACAAGGUGCUGAACUAGUCUAUGCCAGCAUAUUCAUUUGUACAAUGUGUCGACCCGUAACAUACACCUAGCAGUUGAUAUACCACGUUGUCAACGACGACGACAACGACCACGACCAAGCCAUUAUCAUCAGCAUUAGCACUAUCACGACGAGAGGAAGCAGCGGCCGACAAGGCAGAGCGACGAGGAAGACGAGAAGUGGCUUGCUCCUGGCACUACUAUAUCAGACGCCUAGACAAUUUAGACCACUUUAACUUUAAUGCAAACAAGAUAUUACAACCAAUACAUGAGAUACGCUGGCGUAUUGCUGUGUGUGCCCUGUGUCCAUGAACCA
Drosophila guanche is the source of this 1199-nucleotide messenger RNA. RefSeq lists its product as uncharacterized. The transcript is spliced from 2 exons. Gene Ontology annotation, cellular component: ciliary transition zone. The record is from RefSeq and is a predicted model, not a curated record. NCBI's taxonomy places the organism in Eukaryota, Metazoa, Arthropoda, Insecta, Diptera, Drosophilidae. Gene Ontology annotation, biological process: non-motile cilium assembly. Bases 526 to 936 code for a protein of 136 amino acids.